AUAUGUGUCGUGCGCGCAGGAGCUGCAGGAGCAGUGCCUGCGGCUGCGCGAGCAGGUGCUGGUGUGCCGGCUGGGCGCGGAGCGCGCGGCGGCCGCGGAGGGGGAGGCGCGGGGGCAGCUGGCGCACCACACGCGCGCGCUGCACCAACACGACGCGCUGCUGGCGGAGCAGGCGCGGCAGCUGCAGCGGGCCAGGUGCGUGUCGCCCUGUACUUGUGUGGCAGCGAUACGACGAGUUUGUGACGAUAUAUCGUAUCACAGGGAGGAGCUGGACCGCCUGCAGACCGAGCGCGAGCAGAUGCAGGAACUCGGCGACAAGCUGCGACACUCCAACGACCUCAUCGAACGCCUGCUCGAGGACAAGAAACGUCUUCAGUCUGAGAUGUUGGAAUUGCGCGGGCGCGUGUCCGUGCUGCAGCAGGAGCUGGACAACAGUGAGAAGGUCCAACAGGACUUCGUUCGACUAUCACAGUCGCUUCAGGUGCAACUGCAACGGAUCCGCGAGGAGGAUACAGAGGUGCGGUGGCAGCACGACGAUGACGUCACCGAGUGCCCAUCCUGUCAUCAACACUUGCCCAACACUAAGAAGAAGGUGCACUGUCGCCACUGCGGGCGCAUAUUCUGCGCGUCGUGCGUGGCCCACGAGGUGCCCAGCGGGCCCCGGCGCGCCCCCGCCCGCGUGUGUACAGUGUGCCGCACGUUGCUGCAGCCCCACGCCGCGCCCUACUUCAGCACGCAGCCCCCGCACACGCCCGACUAGUGGACGCGGCGUAACAGAUACUCGCCUGUCGUAUCGUAUAAUAAAUUAACGUUUCGUGCCUCAUAGAUAUCUAGAGCAGAUCACGGACUAUCGCGUUCAUGUUGAGUUACACAAAUGAGAAUAUAUUAAGGUAUCGGACGAUGGAGUGUGUGGAAAUAUUCCGACAUGAUCUGUCGUUUAAUGCUAAGUUCCAGUGGCUGUGAACGUUAAAUUACACACGUUUAAUGUCGUCCCGCUCUACCGCGUCGGUCACUCUCUUUCUCGCUCCUUAGCAGGACAUUUUGUGAUCAUUAGGACUUAAGUAUCUCGUUGAUAAGUUGCGUAGUAUUGAUAUAAAAAGUCCAUUUUCAAAAUUGUUAUAUAUGUCUCUUCCAUUUUCCAUAUAAAUAACAGUACCAAACACGUAGAAUAGCUUAUAAUUACAUACAACAUAGUAUAUGGAUAGAAUUUUCGAAACAUAAACAUUUCUAAAUACUAAUAGGAAUUGAAGAAAACUCAAAACAAUCAAAAAUAAAAUGUUGACUUGUCAUUUGUCCUGCCGGAUGUUAUCUGUCUAAACUUGGUUUAUUUCAAUAAGUGUAGCACCACAAAUGAGACCAAGAAAUAACACAAUUUCAUUUUUAAAUCUAUCAUCACUCUUCAUAUAAAAACCAGGAUAACUAGCAAGUCAUUCAACUUUAAUAAUUGUCUACUUGUUUAUAAACUUUUAGCAUUACAGUUUUAUGCCAUUGCAUAA
Molecule: messenger RNA, 1496 nt
Organism: Diatraea saccharalis (sugarcane borer)
Lineage: Eukaryota; Metazoa; Arthropoda; Insecta; Lepidoptera; Crambidae
Source: the annotation of a GenBank genome assembly